CUGGCAAGCCCACUGACAGAACACUUAAUAUGCUUCAAGAGACAUAUCGUGCUCUGUGAAUAACUAAUUCAAACGUUUUUGCAGCCUUUUAAGCAUAUCCUUUUCAAACGUCUAGUGCACUUGCAAUGGAUUUUAAAGAGCUGGGAGGUGAGGACAACUCCGACGGAGAUACUGAGGGAGAAGCUGAGGAUUUGAACAAUGUGAAAGCACUUACCGAAAAACUAAAGUUACAAACCCGCAGACCAUCCUACAUUGAAUGGCAGGAGCGCUUGCAGAGCCGACCGUGGAAGGAAAACCCAAGUUGUUCAGAAAUUGGCCAAGAGACUGCAGAGAAAUAUGUGUACUUGCAUGAAAUUAUGCGGGAUGAGAACUCAGAUCUAACCAUCCGCAACAUCUGUGGCUUCCAUACCAUUGAUGAUGCGUUGGAAUUUCUUAGGAAAGAGCUGGUGAGUGCACUUUUUUUGAAUGCCGAAAUUCAACAUACCUACCCUUUUUUUUCUCCAAUUCUGACACGGUUAUUUGUACAUUGACAUGUUAGAAAUGAAUUAGGCUACACUAUUUCUGCAUGUCCUAGAUAUGUAGAAUGAAACGAAAAUAUUAUAGUACGAAUGAAUAAGACGCAGUGCAACUAUUUGGUAAACGUACUUACCAGGUAGUUACACUGGUUUGGUUCGGCGGUCUUGUGCGUCCUCAUGACGCACGUGCCAGAGCGUAGAGCGUGUGUGACGGAGAGAUUUAUGGGAAAUAAUCGUGCUUUCACUGCUGAAUUUUGCUUGAAUGCCUGUCUGAUUAGAGCAUGACUUUGUGAUAUCUUUGCAUCCAAAAUAAUGUAAACAUGCUAAAACAAUAGGGACCUUCUGUUAAUUUCAGAGCAGAAAAAUCCCAAAAUAGAAAGGCAAAAUAUUUUUCGCAUAGAUCAUGUGUCAGUGUCAUUACACAUCAAUGGCACCCACUAAAUGCAAAAACCUAAUCCAAGGGUCUGAUUGCUAGAAUUGUAUAUUUGAUUACGGAUUUCUCCCCAUUCUCUCUCAUCGCUCUCCUUUCUGCCUGUCAUCCUCAGAGGGAGAUGCGGUUCCAGGACAACUGUCUGGCUCGGCAGCUGAUCCGUCUGCGUGUGGAGAUCCACCGGCUGAAGGUGGAGCAGGUGUGUCACUGUCACAAGGAGAUGUUGGACAACGCCACCUACGAGCUGGAGGAGUGUGGUGAGGAGUCUGACCUGCUCUGUGACAUCCCCAUGAAGGCUGCCUUUGCCCUCUCCACCCCCCUCAAACACCUUGGCCUCACCAAGAUGAACAUCAACUUCCGACGCUUCUCCCUCUGUUAAAACAUAUUCCACCCUGUGAGGGUGGAUUUACUGUAUUAACACCUCUGUCUAAUCUACGCAGGGUAAUCAGGGGUGUUUCCACUGCAAAUGUUUAUGUUAUGACACGAAAGGGAAGACGAAUGGCUGGAAGAGUGUGCAGACAGUAAUUAGCCAAGUGGGAGGAAAUGGAAAUGACUCCUUUGAUCCAUGCCCCAGCCCUGACUUGAGAUAGAUAGAUACAGGCCUCCAUAGUAGAGCCCUGUAGGGGCACGACACAACCCCAUUGCAUAGCAGCACCUUUCUACUGUACCUCAUGGAAGGUGCUGACUGAUAGGUCAGAGUAGAUAGACAGGGAAGAUAGUGAUGAGGUGUGGAUCUGGGGUGGAGGUGGUGUGAGUCUGGAUCACCAUGCUGUCAGAUCAAUUGCACUGUACAAAAGCAAUAGUUAAGAUGACCUUCUGAUAGAAUGAAGAAGACUGCCAUGAUGGUGAACCCUACUGUAACUAGAGAUGUCUCUUGAGAGUUGCACAGGGGAAUUGUCUUUCUUCAGAUGAAGAAAAAUCUAUCACAGCGCUAACACUCACUAACAUGAGUUCCAUACUGUAAUCCCAGUCCAGGAGGAAGUAUGUAUCAGACACUAGUCACAUCACAAGGGACAUGUUCCCAAACCCUGUUGACAGCCCAGGCCCUCCCCUCUGUGUUGGCAGAGUCCCAGACAGCAGUACACAGGAAGCUGGAGGUCACAUUCCAGCAUUCUGUUACCUCUUCUUCAGAGACCAAAAAUAACAAGGUCCUCCAUGUGGUCAUGGCUUCAAGGAUAUGACAUAAUUAGAGCCUAUGCCCUAUGUACUCCAUGCAUUUUAUUUUCCAUUAGAUGAUACAGAUGUUGUAGGCCCAAAGUGACAGUGUUGUGUCAGAUUAUCAGGGUUG
Molecule: messenger RNA, 2233 nt
Organism: Coregonus sp. 'balchen'
Lineage: Eukaryota; Metazoa; Chordata; Actinopteri; Salmoniformes; Salmonidae
Source: the annotation of a GenBank genome assembly